AUGGGUGCUGGCGCAAGUACCCCAUCUGCAACUGCAGAGCCACCGGCAGCGACAUGCCCCGUGGACCAUAAGACUCGCGAGGUUUGGUUGCAACAACAUGCCAAUUCACCUCAUCCUCCCACCCCCGGAUCUGCUCCAGAGGCGGGCCAGACACCAGCCAAGUUGCAAAGACCGCUAUCAACGGACCGAGAAGUUAGCGGUAUACCACGCGCUGGCGAAGCUGCGAAGGCCUGCCCCGAAGGCAAUAAACAAGUUCCGUCCGCAUACGCCUCUUCCGCAAACGCCGCGUCGCAUGGGUGCCCGUCUAACGCCGAGUCCGAAACUGGCCGUGAUGAAGCAACAGGCAAUUGGAUCUAUCCAUCUGAAAAACAAUUCUUUGAAGCCUUGAUGCGCAAGGGCAAUACUCCCAAUUCUACCUCCACGGCUUCCGAAUUAGCAACUUCUGUCGCUUCAAUCAUCCCCAUUCACAACGCUGUCAACGAGCGUGCAUGGAAACAGAUCCAGGAUUGGGAAACUAAGGGACCAUCAUCGGAUCCAGGAAGCAAAAAAUGCGGUGGGCCUAAACUAUACUCAUUCCGUGGACUUGGAGUUGAUCCCGAGUACCUAAGCCCUCGUGCGCGGAUUAACGGAUGGCUUGGUUACCAACGUCCAUUUGAUCGACAUGACUGGGUCGUUGAGCGUUGCAAUGGAGAACACAUUGAAUAUGUGAUUGAUUUCUACCAAGGAAAACCUACAAGCAAUGGAGGCCAGGGCCUAGCAGGAAACGCUGGGCCAGAGAAGCUCAGCUUCUUUUUGGAUGUGCGGCCGAAAUUGAACUCUUAUGAAGGAUGGAGGUUGAGGUUCAACCGCUUUGUUGGCCUGUGA
Penicillium pulvis is the source of this 864-nucleotide messenger RNA. RefSeq names its product cytochrome c1 heme lyase CYT2. Gene Ontology annotation, molecular function: holocytochrome-c synthase activity. NCBI's taxonomy places the organism in Eukaryota, Fungi, Ascomycota, Eurotiomycetes, Eurotiales, Aspergillaceae. The transcript has a single exon. The coding region runs from base 1 to 864 and encodes 287 amino acids. Gene Ontology annotation, cellular component: mitochondrion. Gene Ontology annotation, biological process: cytochrome c-heme linkage. The record is from RefSeq and is a predicted model, not a curated record.